AUGUCUCCUCCCUUUCACAUUCUUCUCAUCCCAUCCGUGUGUUCCCCCUCUGAACCUCUCUACUGCCUGCAGCUAAUAACCAUGGCCUCUCAGCCCCACGUGAGGUAUGCGCGUGUCCCUAAUUCAGACUCCGACGCUGCUCCCGACUUCGCCGCAAGCGCAUCCGCCGCUCCUCCGUCGACCGCAGGAAGAGCGCGAGGCUCCAACGAUGCAGAUAUCCGCUUCGCUGGUCCGGACAUCCACAGGCGCGUCCCGAAGCGGUCGGUGCUGCUCGCGCUGUUCCUGCUGUUCCUGGGGUGCGCGUCGCUAGCAACGUUCUACCUCAUGCAGACGGGGCAGGUGGAGGCUGGCGCGCAGCAGAAGUGGACGUGCCUCGCCAUCGCCUUGCUCACGCUUAUGCCCGCCUUGCUCACGCUCAUGCCCGGUGAGCCUUGCUCACGCUCAUGCCCGGUGAGCCUUUCUCACGCCUGUCCACCAUCCUCACCUCUCCGUCGCUCUCUCGCCGUCAACUUUCUCUCGCGACAACCUCCCACCACUACUAGUAUGGCAUGCCUCUCUCGCUUGGCCUAA
This is a messenger RNA of Closterium sp. NIES-65, 570 nucleotides long. The record is from the annotation of a GenBank genome assembly. NCBI's taxonomy places the organism in Eukaryota, Viridiplantae, Streptophyta, Zygnematophyceae, Desmidiales, Closteriaceae.